Messenger RNA from Penicillium coprophilum, 216 nucleotides. RefSeq lists its product as uncharacterized. The coding region runs from base 1 to 216 and encodes 71 amino acids. Lineage: Eukaryota; Fungi; Ascomycota; Eurotiomycetes; Eurotiales; Aspergillaceae. The record is from RefSeq and is a predicted model, not a curated record. The transcript has 2 exons.
AUGCGCGAGGAGCUAGUGGAUUAUGAGGAACUGGUGGUGUACAAUGACUUUGUGCGUCAGUUGAAGGGUAAGAUAUUGCGGGAGGAGCUAGGUGGGGAUCGGAGGGAGCUGUGGUGGUUCGUGAGGAAGGGGAAGCUUGGGCUUAUCGGGAAGAGUGAAGUGGAUAGCUCUGCUGUUGAGGACGAAGAGGUUCAAGAGUUUUUGGCUGCCAAUUGA